AUGGCCUCCCCCCAGUCCCCUCACCUCGCCAACAUUCCCCAGGCGAUCCGUUUCGCUGCAGACCCCGCAGUGGAACCAGGACUCAAGCAGCAGGCUCUCGACUACCUCCGUCAGGUCAAGGAGGCCUGCGACGAGACAUGGCAGGACUGUCUCGCACUCUACCUCCAAGGCGCCGGUGCACCAUCCGAGGGAGCCACCGGCAAGGACGGCAAGGAGAAGCUUGACGCUGCUACUCGCAUGUUCUGCCAGCAGGUCAUUGGCGCAGUAUUCACCAGCAAGCCAGAGUCCAUCACCCCCGAGGCCAAGCAGGGCAUGUACAAGGCGCUGCUCGACUUUGUGCAGACCGAGUUUGUCGAGGGGUCGUGUGAGGGCCGCCAGGCCUUCCUUCGCAACAAGCUUGCCUUGACCAUUGCCCAGCUCUUCACUGGCGUCUACCCCACCCUCAUCCCCACCUUCCUCCACCCCUUCAUCAACCUCCUUGUCCCCCAGGACGGCGCCACCAACCUGCACCUCCCGCUGCUCGUGACGCACCUGCUCGUGGAAAUUGCCCAGGAGAUUCACGACGCUACCACCCGCGAGUAUGCUCGCCGUUUCUUGGUAUACGCCAAGGAGCUCAACCAGCGUGACGGAGCGAUCCGCGACGCUGUGCGCACCACUGGUGACGAGCGUUUGGCCGUCGACGGCCUCUUGCGGCUCGCGAGUAUGGGCCUCCCCCUCAGCAGCGACCGCAAGUGGCUCGAGGUCACGGACUUUGCCCUGCGUGCUCUGGCUGCUUGGACCCCCUGGAUCGACCUCUCCGUGUCCCUUACCCCGCAGACGCUGUCGUUUUACACGCAGGUGCUCCAGCAGCAGGGCAACACCACUCUUCGGACUGGCGCGGCCAAGCUGCUGAUGAGCAUUGCCAACAAGGGUAUCAAGAACCCGGCAGAGAAAAUCCAGGUCCUUCGUGUGCUUGACCUUGUCCCCCUUGUCGACCCCAUCGAGCAGGAGACCCGAGGCGCCAAGGACGAUUCCGACCUGGUUGUUUUCCGCACCAAGCUCGCUGGUCUUCUCAGCUGCUAUGGCGAGGAGCUCAUUGCCAUUACCGAAAUGGACGACAUGGAGGCCCCCGAGCACAUUCGCAACGAGGCCGACGCCAUGCUGUCCAACGCCAUGCCUCUUGUCCUUCGUUUCCUCAGCGACCGCCACCCAGAGGUGCCCACCGCCAUCUCGCAGUGUGUCUCGGACCUGCUAAAGACUUUUAAAAAGUACAAGCCAGUCCCUGUCGCCGCUCCUCCCAAGAACGGCCGUCCGUCCAACGUUCGUGCUCCCGAUCCCUUGCCCGCCAACAAGCGCCAGUUCCUUCUCUCCGUUCUCGAGGUUGUGGUGCGCCAACUUCAGUGGCCCGCCGAUGCCGAGUGGGAGAUUGUGCAAGAAAGCGACCCCGACACCGACGAGGACAUUGCUGCGUUCUGUGCCAUGCGCAAGAGCUUCCGCAGCACAAUGGACAACAUUGCGUCGAUCGACAAGUCGCUCCACACCGAGGUGGUGGCCAACAUUGUUGUCGGCACAUUGGAACGCCUGAGCACCUCGGGCGUGGGGUCCAUUUCGUGGCAAGAGGCCGAGCUCGCGGCAUACCUCGUCCACACCUUUGGCGAGAUUUCCAAGAGCAACACACGCGCUGCCUUCUGGGAGCUUCCCCCAGAGCUCCUGUCCAAGACGUCCCUCCGCAUGGCUCGUUCGAGCGGCAAGCUGGGUGGCGGGGACGCGGCAAUGGCCAGUGGCCAGUCGACCCCUACGGGAUCGGCCGACAUGUCGCUUGCCAACUUGGAUCCCAACGCCAAGAUCGACUAUGAGCAGUUCCCCCUCACUCCGCUUGGCCAGCUCCUCGGUCUCUGCAUGACCUCGGGCUUGGCGUCGUACCCGCACCCGAGUGUCCAGCUCCUCUUCUUUGAGAUCAGUGUUCGCUACAUUGAUUUCUGGAAGGUGAAGCCUGGAGCUAUCCAGCCCAUCUUUGAGUCGCUCCUCGACGGCCGCGGUAUCCACCACUCUGACGAGGGCGUCCGCCGUCGCGCCUUUUACCUCCUCACCCGUCUGAUCAAGGAGUGUCGUGUCGAGCUCGAGGCGAGCAUGAUCCCCAUCAUUCUCAAGUCACUCCAGGACAUGCUGGCCAUCAACCCCCAGCUUCCCGAAGCCGACACCGCCGAGGAGGACGUCCUGCUCAAGGCGACUACGGGACGCAGCUAUUUCCAGGACCAGCUCCACCUGUUUGAGGCCGCCGGUGUUCUGGUCUACCUCACGCGCUCCGACCCCAGCAGCCAGAUGAACUUCCUUGCGGCCAUUGCCGGUCCUCUUAUGACUGGCAUCGGCUCUGGCCUGGACCAGUACCGUCGCAACCCCAGCGACCUGGUUGCGGUUCUUGGCGUCCACCACCACCUCCUCGCCCUGGGUCACUUUGCCAAGGGCUUCCCUCCGGUCUCGGAGGAGCAGAUUGACGCGCAGCCGUAUCAGCAGCCGUUCAAGCAGAUGACCGAGGCGCUCCUGGAGGCUCUCGACGUGAUGAAGACGCAGCGCAUCAUUCGCGACUCGGCCCGUUUUGCCUUUUCGCAGUUUGUGAGCGCCAUUGGCUCCACCAUUGCCGAACUCGUCCCCCGCUUUGUCGCAUCGGUCGUCACCGAGUUCCAGCCUACCGAGCUCGUCGACUUCCUCGGCUUCCUCUCCUUGCUCAUGCACCGUCUCAAGAAGAACACUUUUGAGACGAUGGAUAUGCUCCUCCUCCCGCUUCUCUCCCGCAUUUUUGCCGUCCUGCAGCUGCCAGUUACCGGGACCGACGAGGCGGUCAACCAGCGUCGCCUGCAGGAGGCCUACCUCAACUUUUUCACGGCUCUUAUGAACUCGAACCUCGAGGGCGUGUUCAUCACCGACCGCAACAAGCCUGAAUUCGAGAACGUUCUCACUGCCCUGCUCGAGCUGGCAAAGAGCUGCGGCGAUCAGGCUUCACAGCGUCUGGCGUGGAGCUUCUUCGCCAAGUCAGUUAUUGCUUGGGGCACGUCUCAGGAGGCCGCUACCGAGCCGCCUGUGUUUGCCGACUCUGCAAAGUCCGACUAUAGCGUCAAGGUGGCCAGCGGCCUCGCACCCCCGACGAACCAGCACGAGGUGACCAAGGCCCAGCGCGCUGCUCAGGCCCUCCCCGGUUACGAGCAGUUCAUCUACCAGCGUCUCAUCCCCACGGGCUUCCAGGUGCCCCUGGAUGCGUCCUUCGCCAUCAAGUCGGGCCAGCCAGUCAUGUACGAGAUUGCCAUGGUGAUCCGCAACAUGGUUCAGGCGCGCGGCAAGGAGGGUCUCGAGUACCUCGUGAGCGACAUGCUGCCCAAGCUGGGUUGCUCGCCCGAGAUGGCGCAGCAGUUUGUGCAGAGCCUGCGCACCCAGCAGUCGCGCGACUUCCGCAAGACGUUCCUUGAGUUUGUCAAAGCCAUCCGCCCGGCGCCUCAGCGCCGUUGA
Apiotrichum porosum is the source of this 3480-nucleotide messenger RNA. RefSeq names its product pre-tRNA nuclear export protein (gene LOS1). Gene Ontology annotation, biological process: tRNA re-export from nucleus. The record is from RefSeq and is a predicted model, not a curated record. Gene Ontology annotation, cellular component: nuclear pore; nuclear matrix; cytoplasm. NCBI's taxonomy places the organism in Eukaryota, Fungi, Basidiomycota, Tremellomycetes, Trichosporonales, Trichosporonaceae. Bases 1 to 3480 code for a protein of 1159 amino acids. The transcript has 4 exons. Gene Ontology annotation, molecular function: small GTPase binding; tRNA binding.